UAGUCCCUUCCCUUUACUCGCCAUCUCACCUCAACUUUGAUUUCAUUCUGCCUCUCACGCACGCACGCUACACGAUUCGUUCUUGGCUUUCCUUGAAAACAAACAGAGAGGAAAUUCUUUAGCCGCUUGAAACUAAAAGGACGGAGAGAUGGAGAGCAUGUUGGAUGGCAAUGGAGCAGGGAGCUGCCUGGUGAUGACCGAGCUGAGCCGCAUCAAAGAGCUUGUGAGGCAGCUUGACGGGCACCUGGGAGGCUGUCCCGACCUCUGCAAGCACCUGGCCGCGCAGAUCGUCACCGUCACCGAGAAAUCCAUCGGCAUGAUUAUGUCCGGGCACUUCCACGGCGCGAAGCGCUCAGCCACCGACGCCAGCAUCGACUCGCCGGCUGUCCCCGCGACGCCUAGCCCCCUCGGUGGCGCCUGCGGCAUGCCUAAGAAGAGGAAGACGAUGGAGAAAGGGGAGCGUCGGGUCAGGGUAAGCUCGGCGGAUGCCCGAGAGGACGACGGCUACAGCUGGAGGAAGUACGGGCAGAAGGAGAUCCUUGGAGCCCAGCACCCAAGGGGAUACUACCGCUGCACCUAUCGAGCAUCUCAAGGAUGCGCGGCGACGAAGCAGGUGCAGCGCGCCGACGGGGACCCAACGCUCUACGACGUGACCUACCACGGCACGCACACGUGCCUGCAUAAGACGGCGGCGGCAGCCAAGAUGCAGCCGGCGAUGCCGAACACGGACGGUCUGACGGUGAACACCGAGGGGCUCACGUCCGGAGCUCAGCAAUCCACGCCCUUCAGUUUCUCCUCGCCGGCGGUGAGUGGACUGACACCGCCGCCAGAGCACUACCCAUUCUCGACGGCGUCGACGCCGGAGGACUGUUUCGGGCAAGGCGUGUCGCUCUUGCCGUUGUCCCAGCUUGAACUCUCACCGGCGACCUCGGACUGGAGCUACAUCCCCAUGAACCCGUUCGAUGAGGAUUUGAGGGCGCAGUCUGAGCUCCAAGAAAUGGUGUCCGCGCUACUCGAUGUAACGAGUAUGCGGGAGACCGCCUUCUCCCUCGACGAUUUGUUCGACCCGAACUUUGACGUUUCUUUCAUCCUUGCAGAGAUGUGAUGGACAGGAGAGAACACUGGAAGAAAAACAAGAGAAAAAAAAAACGCAAAGUAGAUAAUUAGAGAAGAAUCCACCUUCUGGUUCAGUGUAGCUUGUUGUCCAGCGACAGAGGAAGGAACAACAUACGGUUCUUCUUCCUUGGUCAUUGCAGCUGUACUGCUGAACAAUGUAAGCAGUUAGGAGAUGGGAAACUCAAAGUGUAGCCCGAGCUACACAACUCCUGUUCUUUUUACAAAA
Messenger RNA from Lolium perenne, 1342 nucleotides. Its product is annotated as probable WRKY transcription factor 62. Gene Ontology annotation, cellular component: nucleus. Lineage: Eukaryota; Viridiplantae; Streptophyta; Magnoliopsida; Poales; Poaceae. Gene Ontology annotation, biological process: regulation of DNA-templated transcription. Gene Ontology annotation, molecular function: transcription cis-regulatory region binding; DNA-binding transcription factor activity. The record is from RefSeq and is a predicted model, not a curated record.